CAUGAAAUCCAUCGUAGCUUUCGUUCUCCUUGGCAUCGUCGCCGUCGUCUUGGCCGUGCCUAAAUACGACAACUGCGACGAGGAUGUGCAAAACAGCUUCGACAAAGAAUCGUGCAUCGAGGUCCACUGCGAGUCGUUCAAGAACGAGACUCUUCAGUUCAGCAAGCUUCGUGCCCACUCCUGCCCACUCGUCUACUGCAAGGAAGGCGAGAAAUACAAAGGCGAAACCCCCGUAGACGAGAGCAAGGUCUAUCCAGACUGUUGUGCCAAGCCCAUCUGCGAAAAAGUCGCCGCCGUUGAGCAGGAGAAGCCCGUCGAGAAGCCAGUCGAGAAGCCCGUAGAAGCCGAGAAAAAACAAUAA
This is a messenger RNA of Trichogramma pretiosum, 361 nucleotides long. RefSeq lists its product as uncharacterized. Lineage: Eukaryota; Metazoa; Arthropoda; Insecta; Hymenoptera; Trichogrammatidae. The record is from RefSeq and is a predicted model, not a curated record. The transcript has 3 exons. Bases 2 to 361 code for a protein of 119 amino acids.